Molecule: messenger RNA, 837 nt
Organism: Gongylonema pulchrum
Lineage: Eukaryota; Metazoa; Nematoda; Chromadorea; Rhabditida; Gongylonematidae
Source: the annotation of a GenBank genome assembly
AUGACCUGUCGGAAAAUAUCUGGCGCGCGUGCAAAUCCAGAACAUGCAGAAAGUGAAAAAGUGCGACAAAGAGCAGACAGUUUUGGAACGGGCAUUGGCAAAGUAAGCGCAUUCGCCGGCCGCCGUGGUGGGCGAUUUAUACCGAGCCAAGCAGAAGACUUGGCCGCGUGGGAUUUUGGAACAUUGGGCCGAAGUGGAAGUAGUUCAAUGGCAUCGGUGGUCGACUCGAGCCAUUCGCGCACCAGUUCCUUCGGUCUCGCGGGUUCUACUGAGGAUGCCCGGAAAGCGAUAUUGGAAAAGGAAGCGGAAAAUCCUUUGGAAAAAGUGUGGUCUGAGGAGUUGAGCAAGUCAAAUGUUCAGCCAAUAGAUGAUGACGAAUAUGUAUUGUAUGAGCCAGAUUCUUCCACUGAAACUCUUGCAAGUGGAGCAAUGACUUCUACCACUAUAAUUAAGUCAACUCCACGCAUGAUUGGGACAAUAAUGGAGCAGAAUGCGUCCAGUGGAUCCAGUCGGUCUCCGUCUCCAGUGCUUUCCAAAGUAAAGAAGUCAACAACAGAGAAUGAAGAGCCGGAAGCGGCUUCUCAGGUCACGGAAGAGUCCUUUUCGGCUAAGGAGAUUCCUCGACAAAAUUCCGACAUGCAACCGCAAGCAACAACUGAAAGUGAACAUUCGGAAAGUGGUAUUCUGGGGGGCAGACGACAAACCACACAAGAACUCAGCUAUACAGCUGUGGGCUGGAGUCGACCUGACGCCAUGCAGAAGUCCGCAUCGCGAUAUACUCACCCUGACAAAAAAUCGAUCAUUAAAUCUGAAUAUGCGAUUAUAAAACCAUCGUAG